AUGCCGUCUGGUAGAGAAAGCGUCACUCUUCGCUACUGCCUUCCCUCUGCGACGCCAGCUCACUCCUGCAGCUUCCAGCACUCCUGCAGCAUCCAGCUCACUCCUGCAGCUUCCAGCACUCCUGCAGCAUCCAGCUCACCCCAACAGCUUCCAGCGGCCUCCAGCUCACCCUUGCGGCGCUCUACUGAUGUCCCGCUACCUAUUCCAGCACCUACUGACAUCCUAAUCCAGUGCCCACUGACGUCCAGCGCCCGUUAUCUUGUAUGGUCGAUUGGCACUCACACCUCUCGGCCCGCUGCACCAAGUGGUGACCCCGACGUGAUUUAUGGACACAGGCAAACGGCUAGCAGAGAAGAUGGCGGAACACACCGAAACAGAAAUCAACACAUCAGCUGCCCUGAUACAACUACCGCCAUACAACUCGAAGUUGAUUUAUUCAACUUGAGGCGAUAUUUUCAGCACGAAAGGUCACACGGCAGGACACUAAAUACGCCUCCGUGGUACAAGCCUUACCAGCAUCAAUCGUUGAAGAAGUGGAAGACAUCCUUCUCAAUACCCCGGACCAACUCCUCAUCAGAGACUUAUUCUCUAAUGUGUCUCUCGGCGAUAGGACACCAUCCCAGCUCCUCCGCCUGA
This is a messenger RNA of Acanthosepion pharaonis, 636 nucleotides long. NCBI's taxonomy places the organism in Eukaryota, Metazoa, Mollusca, Cephalopoda, Sepiida, Sepiidae. The record is from the annotation of a GenBank genome assembly.